AUGCGAAUACCCGCAGGCCUCUCUUCGAUUAUCCUCUCCUCCGCCUUACUACCGAGUCUAAGCGCCGCAAGUGGCUUUGACUGCGCUCACAUCAACGUCGACGGGUUCAAGUAUGACCUAAGUGAGCUGGGCGGUGUCCACUCGCUCUACAAUGUCGAGAAAACAGAGGAACACGUCGUGAACACCACAUAUGUACUGAACAUAUGUAACAUUCUGAAGGGAGCUUCGAUCAAGGGCCAUCUGAAGUGUGGGACAUCGAAGAACAUUUGUGGAUUCCAAUACAAAUACCCGGUCGACGGCUCCGAGGAAACAAGCCGUGCCUUCCCCAUCGUCGGACUCGAGCAUCUUGGCCACGGAACCAAAGACCCCGAGAUCACCCGGCUGAAGAAACUCGAUCCGGCUGAGGAGGGCCUACUGGUCAAACUUUCCGGAGGCAACUACGUCGAUGACGAGGGGAAGAAGAAAGAUGCGGGCGCGGUGCUCGAGUUCCAAUGUGAUCCUGAACGGUCAGGAUUAGAAGGCCUCAAGACGGCCGAUGAGACCGACGACGAGAAGAAAGAGGCCGAGCGGAGACGCGCAGAAGGUGGGGAUGAUAAAGAACAGCCGCCUGACGAGGAAAAAGACCGGUCGCACAGUCUCCAAUUCAAGAGUUUCGGAAAGGCCGAUGACGACUCGUAUGUGCUCAAGCUGAACUGGAAGACCAAGUAUGCCUGUGAUCAUUACCUGGAAGGAAAGAAAGGUGACUCGUCUAGUCACUGGGGUUUCUUUACUUGGUUGAUUAUUAUUCUCUUCCUCUGCAUCGCUGCUUACCUUAUCUUUGGCUCCUGGCUUAACUAUAACCGCUACGGCGCCCGAGGAUGGGAUCUCCUCCCUCACGGCGACACUAUCCGGGAUAUCCCCUAUAUCUUCCAGGAUUGGCUCCGUCGGGUGAUCAACACGCUCCAAGGAUCGGGGUCCAGAGGCGGUUACAGUGCGGUAUAAUGCCGUGAGGUAUAGCGUGGUGGAGGUAUUUCUCUUUCGCUCAUUUAUGUUUUGGGAUUGCUUUUUGUUUCUACAGCACGAUGGGGCCGUGUGUGCGAUAUUAUCUCGGAAAACCUCUAUGAAAGGUAGUUGCAGACUGGGUGGAUUGGGCACGUGCAUGAUAGUACUGUACGAUGAAUGAUAUGCAUUGGUCUUUCUGGCUUUUCCCUCUAUAUACUAUU
Molecule: messenger RNA, 1202 nt
Organism: Aspergillus nomiae NRRL 13137
Lineage: Eukaryota; Fungi; Ascomycota; Eurotiomycetes; Eurotiales; Aspergillaceae
Product: autophagy-related protein 27
Exons: 3
Coding region: 1-981 (326 amino acids)
Source: RefSeq, a predicted model, not a curated record